Messenger RNA from Dimorphilus gyrociliatus, 5922 nucleotides. Lineage: Eukaryota; Metazoa; Annelida; Polychaeta; Dinophilidae. The record is from the annotation of a GenBank genome assembly.
AUACUCGUUUGGCGGAAUCUUAGCAGACGCCGAAACAGGGCCAUAAUAUACAUUUUCGUGUGUAAUUUCUUAAAUUUCUUGCAUCCCAAAGGAAUUCUCCGUCUAUAAACGAUUUCGUCAUCCACAUAAUACUCGUCUGUGCUGAUCAAGAUCAACUCCUCUAACAAACAUGCCCUAAAAGACGAACGAUAAACAUGGAAAACUCAGUUGUUCUUCUCCUACUUUCAUUGAUUCAUUUGUCACAUGGUGUCUCGGAGUUUGUAGUCUUUGAUAGUCUACCAAAGGAUUUGCUUAGGCCUUCAGCUAAGUUUAUUGUACGGAGUUCUUUUAAGACUGUCGUAGAAUUUAUAGAAUCAGACGACUUCCACAUCGAUAUUAACGUCACGUCGGACUCCUAUGAUGAUUUGACUAAAGUGAACUACGUCUACUCUUCGGAUGGAGAUGCAGCUUUGCUAUAUUUAUAUGAAGCUGAAAAAGAAUUGGAAGGUCUAACAAAAGAAUUGGGCAUUACAUAUUUAUCAGCAACUAUCGUCGCCAUCUGUUGUAUAGUGUUUAUUUCGAUAACAAUAUUCAUCUGUUGGUGGAAUACAAAUAAAAGACCUUUACUAAGUGGAAAAUUUCAAUUUAAACCAGACUCGAGUGCUGCUCCUCUUUUAGACGAUUGUAAGUCUAUAACAAAAUUAAAAAAAGAGGAUGGAUGCGUCUCCAGUGAUGAAGAAGGUAGACGAGGUGCGGCAAGAAACGCUGCUUAUAAUACAACACCAAAAAGACAAUUUCAAGAUAAGCAAAAAGAAGCAGAUUACGCUCACAGGGUUACUUUUGCUAAGGGCGAUGAUGUCUCAACUAAACUCGCGCAAAUUCCUGACUGCUAUGGUUCGGAUGUUCCAGAUGUUUUAAAAUCUCGUACCAAUCGACCUCAACCGGCAGCUGACCUGACAAAUACUCAGUCCAGAGGCGUCCACACUGAUGAUGUAGUUUCCUGUUUAAUUAAAGAUGCCCGAGGCUCACCAAAGUACAGCAGGACCCUAGAGAAACCAACUAGCGUUACUUUUGGCUAUCCUGUCGCCAGAUUUGGAGAUGAGGAUGAAAGUUCCGCAACCGUUGUCAACGCGGACCGUCAAGGACGAUAUGGUACCUUGCCCGCCUCUUCAUCGAGAGGCUGCUCCACAGAUAGGUCGUCGUCGAGAAGUUCGACGCUUGACCGGAAAACCGGUGGUAGUAGUGGUGGCGGUUCUUCUUCCGGAAUAUAUAGUGUUAAGCACGUACAUAUUGCAGUCGUCUUUUGUCUAGCUCUGAUUGUGUUUGGCUCAAACGCUUCCCAAAGUAUUGAUCGAACCAAAGCUCAUAUUAAAAUUUAUCAUCCUUUUGGAACCGUCCGAAAUGCAUCAGAAGUAUACCUCCCGUCUGGCUAUGACAGUAAAGUACUAGUUCACACUAAAUACAAUUUGAUUAUAAAAUGGAUGGAUCUGAGUAGAUCGAUGGUAGCCCACCUACCAAUGAAUGCUAUUGACAAAUUGGAAAGAGGGGAAAAGGCAAGCUGUAACCUUCAUAGUACAUGCACCGACGGAUGCGAUGUUCUGACCGGGGAAUGCGUUUGCCAUCACGGCUAUUAUUUAAACAACGAUGGAUCUACGUGCGACGAUAUUAACGAAUGCAAAGAAAAACCGGAUAUUUGCAAACCGAACUCCCGUUGUCGCGACGAACAGGGAUCGUUCACUUGCUUAUGCAAUAAGGGAUACUAUAUGCUUAACGGCACUUGCAUUGAUUGCCAAUCUGCCUGCCCGAAAGGAACUUAUGAAUAUCUUCCAUGCAACGAAGUAAACGGAUCCCCUAAAGAAUGCAAAGCCUGUUCAACACGUUGCCAAGAAGGUUACUAUGUCGCUAGGGAAUGUACGGAUAAAAUGGAUAUUGAAUGCCAACCGUGCCGGAAAAGAUGCGCUGAAGACGAAUAUGAAUUGACACCUUGCCAAGCUUCCUUUAACAGAAAAUGCAAUAAAAUCAAAGGCGCUAUAUCGAAUCCGUCUGUAUCGAAUAAUAUUAUCUACGAAGACAGGACAAAAGUGCAAGAAGCAAAAUUAAAGAGACUAGAACAAACAACUGAUAGUAACGAUCUUACGUUCGAACAUAUAUUCGAUAGAAAAUCCGGUUUUUAUGUUCGUAUGAAUUUGGUUGAAUCGAAUCUUAGUCCACUUUACGAGGAGGUUGACCAUUCUAAAGAUAACGAUAAUGUGGCCUAUAGAGAGAGAUAUACGAGAAACGGAAAUCUGCAUCCGGAUGCAAGAGCUAUUCUAGACGGCCGUUGCUCCUACCCUAUUCCGGUGCAUUACCAACUACACUAUAAGAAGCACAAGGGAGUUACUGCAAAAGCCGAAUAUCAUGAAUGUAAGGAUAGAAACUGCGACAGGCCUACAGGCUAUUACAUGAACCCAACCGAAGAAUGCUAUAGCGCCGAUAGGAAAGUUGGCCGAAGUCCAAACUUGGACGAAUCUAAGCGGUCCGUAACAUGCGUAUAUCCACAAAAGUUAACUACACUCUUUAAUUAUGACGACGAUCUUCGAAGGGCAAGUUCAAUGACAUAUGAUAUUGAUUCAAGAUGUCAAGAGAGGCGUAAACAAUGCCAAAGUUGUAUGAGUAAACAAGCGCGUUUUAUGAAGAAUAGGAGGGGAAGUAGCUCGUGUAAUAUUACGAAUGAUGAUGCAGAUAAUGGUCAAAGCCCUAGACUUCAAUUAUGUUUCAGCUGCGAUUCUGCUAAAAAUUGCGCAUCCGUUCCAAAUAACGAUUGCUCCGUUUAUUAUGAUACAAAUUGUCCAACUGUUAAAUGCACAACGGGAGAUGUUGCAGAAUUCAUCUUACAGCCUAUCUUUCAAAAUGGACCUAAAUCAUUUGCUUGUCAUGUACAACCUAAAAAGAAAUAUACAAUUUAUAAGUUGGAAUAUAGUGUAUUUAUGGCUAGAAAUAAGAAUUUGGUGGAGAAUAAUCAGGUCAAACCAAUACAUGAAAAACCUUUAUCAGCUAGUCUUAAUGUUGACGAUAAUCCUCAUCCAUCCUCGUCAACCAUUCAACACGACAUUCUACGUGUUCAGUAUAACACACCGAAGCACGAACGAAUUGAAAUAGUCGACGGAGUUUCAAAUUCUCCCCGAAUGGAUGCUGGCUAUUGGACAGCUGUUGGAUCUGGAUGGGAUUAUCGUACUAUAACAAGAUACAGAGAUUCUACUCAUAGCUUUAUUGCUUUGAAUGUCAAAAAGCCAUUUGGCAUCUCGUUAUCUAAAUGGAAAAAAUCUAAUUGUAAUUCAGCUAGCAACAUUCUAAACGAUACACUUAUCCGAACUAAUCAAAAUCGUCUAUAUCAUCAGUACACCGAUCUAGCAGUUAUCCAAAGAACUAAGGGAGGACCAUUCAAGAUUUUUAAUCCUAGAAAACAACCGUCUAUUGAAUUUUCCAUUCCAAAAAGCGCUUCUCUACUGUCCAGCAUAUAUCCGAAUAGUACUGUUCUCGACGAUCAUUCUCUACAUGCCAAAAUAAUUCGACAAGACAAACAGUUAAAAAUUGAAAUUCGAGGGAAAUUGUUAAAAUGUCCUGGCUAUUUUGGUUUACGGUUGGCCGAUAGCGAAUCACCGGAAGUAACGUUGGUAAAUUACGAUGUUAUAGCAACAUGUCCGAAAACAUUUGACAUUAGCAUUAAACUACCAACCGAAUGCGAUGAAACGGUUAACAGAACAUUUAUAGCAACUAUAACAGACUCUCAUCGCACAAUAACCAUCAGAAUCUUAAAACCAGCUAAUCAAAUAGACAAGCAUUCCUACGACGUCUUUUGGAACGAGAAAAAGGCUCAAGACAGUACGAAGAAUAAAGAGGAAGAUUUGGCCAAAGAGAUUUCAGUUUCACCUCUGAGUCCAUUAGUAAUUAUAAUUCUCACGAUGGCAAUCAUUUUCCUUAUUCUCUUGACAUUCGCUUUCAUCACUGAACCUCGUUUGGGCUAUUCAUCUAAUAGAAAGGACAAUAAUGUUCACUCUCAUCAUUUAUUUUUCGUUGUCGUCUACGUAACAUUCAGAGCUGCUUGCUCCUUAGCUUUGACUUUUACCGUCUUAACUUUGGCUAUCCACUGGUGGACAAAGGCUGAUUUAGCUAAUUUAACGGAAUUUGGUCGUUUUGCUAUUUCGGGAGGAAAUCUUCAAAAAUCUGAGGUGAAAAAUAUCAACUUUUUUAUAGAAAACGAAUUAAAGAGGCAGCAGGAGAGUCUAAAUAGAACUAAAAUGGAGUGCGAAAAACAAAUGGAAAAGCUAAAUAGGCAAAUGGAAGAUUCUAGAUCUCAAUUAGUUGCUAAUAGAGAGGAUGAUCAGUUAAUAGCAAAAUUGGCAUUAGAAUAUACCAAGUUACUUGUAGAAAACUUAACGAGAGAUACUUUAAAAUUCCGUGAUGAAUUCUCAAAUUACGCCACUGAACAAGUUCAUUACCUAUUCCGACAACUUACUCAAACUCCUGAAGCUCUAAAGUCUAACGAAUGGAUGAAAGGACCAACGGAUAUAUACGAUGAUGUACGAAGAAAACGUCUUAUGAAAGAUAAGUCUACUUUAGACUUAUUAAAAUGGUUAGGUAUGGAACAUAAAGUUGAAAAGCCAACUUUCGAUUUUACCAUCAAAAGUUUCCCUCAACCGCUCGAGAAACCUUUCUUAGAUAUAGACCUUCCUAAGCUAGAUCCUCCGCGGAGUGUAUAUAUUACGCCAGACUCUUCAGCUUAUGCACCACUUCCAAUGAACCUUUGGUACUACGAAUCUCUGGAAAAACCCAUUGGUAGCCACUCAAAUAAAAUGGAAGAAACUGAAAAGGACGCUACGAAUAAUAACAAUAAGAUGUCUUAUGCCGACUGGGUCGCUAACUGCUGGUUACAAGCGUUUGCAAUUAUUAUUGCUAUUGACUUAAUUUGGUUUAUACAUCGUGUAGCAAACACUUAUAGAACGGCAAGAAUGAUUUUAUACGGUUGUCCGGCCCAUAUCGAUUGUAGGAAAACGGAACAAACUGGUGUUAACGGCUCUCCGGUUAAACUACCUAAAAGAGGGUUUUUCCAGUAUAUCCUCGAUUUGAAUAUCAGAAUUAUGCGUACGGAGGCUAUUCCCAAAUUAGUGUCGGUAGGAGCAGUUGGAAUUAUACUGUUUGUUGUAACGAUUUUGUCGGAUAAACUUGUUAAUAUAAAAACGGCUGCUUCAAUGGGAUACUUUGACUCUAUUGUUGCCCCUGUUGAUAUAAGUCUUAAACUGGCAAAAACCCGAAUCGAAACGAACGCUCAGAGAAUAAAUGAGUUUGAAUUGCCGGUCUACGAACAGUUGAUUGACGCCAGAUACAAAAGACUUCAAUUAGUCCUAUCUCUUUACGCUGAAGCUGCUGAUAACGGACUUAGAGAAGCCGAAGUAUGCGCCUGGACAAAGAUGUUAGAUAACAGACUAAGCUGCGAUUGUAAAGGAAAGAAGGGUAUUCUAAAGAAGAUUAAAUUUGAAGGAUGUAACCUACAUCCAGUCUUUCCAAGAGCUUAUCGAAAAAAGAAAAUAGUUGACUAUAGAAAAGAUUUACGUCAAACAUUGUUUCCUUAUAUAAAUUCCGCUCGUUCAAUAGUAAAGUCCUGCUGCCAUCUGACAGCUAUAUUUGUCUCAUCACUACUGCUCGUAGAUCUCAUUGGAUCCGUUAUAUGGAGUUACUUAAAGAGGUGUAAUCUAUUAAGAUUAAAACCUUUAUACGAAGUUGACUGCUCUUAGGAUUGAACAACUUAAAACAAACCAAUAAACAAACAAACAAACUUCCUAUCAUCUUUUUCGCAACGAAAAAAGUUGACAAUUCUUUCUUGUGUUCGAUAUUCGAUUGUUUUUGUAUGAAUAAUUUAGUCGUAUUAUAUAAAAUAAUGUAACAAAAACAUAAAAACUAUUGUGC